AAAAAAAAAAAAAAAAAAAAAUUCUUUACGACGAAACCUUAAUGUUACCAGAAACUAGUUUCCAAUCCAACAUUACGCAAGAUAAUUUUAUUCGUGAAUUCCCGAAUAAAAAAAAAAGGAAAAGCCCAAAUGGGUUCAUUAAAUAUCGAACGGUAGAAUGGCAACGCUUCAAGAAGAAAUACCCUAACGUUACGACUCAACAAUUUUCAUCUAUUGCUGCAGAACAAUGGCACAGAAUGACCGAUAGCGAAAAAAAUUACUACAUUAAAUUAAAACUAGACAAACGGCCAAAAAAGAAUAAUAGAGACGGGCCCAAGCAAAAGUACGACAAGAAGAAUAACGAAAAGAACGAUAUCGAACGAGAUUUAUCAGCAGAAUCUUCUCUUUUUCACUUACAAUUAGAUUUUAAUAACUAUAACGAAAACCUUUAUUUCAAUAAUUCUACUAACCAAGAGGAUGAUAAUUUUUUAUUACCCUAUCCUUCUUAUUCUUUAUAUGAUGACGCAAACAUUUUUUUUGAUUUUGGUUUUUAAUAGUAUUUUACUAUAUCAGAUAUAUUUAACUG
This is a messenger RNA of Rhizophagus irregularis DAOM 181602=DAOM 197198, 565 nucleotides long. NCBI's taxonomy places the organism in Eukaryota, Fungi, Glomeromycota, Glomeromycetes, Glomerales, Glomeraceae. The record is from RefSeq and is a predicted model, not a curated record.